CGGGGCCGCAGCCCGCUCCCACAGGGCGGCUGUGAUUGGCGCGGGCCCGCGAGCCUCCGGGGUCGUGACAUCGCCGCGCAACAAAAAGCCCCGGCGGCGCCCGGCCACCUCCAUCAAUGGUGCGGUGCAGGGGCGGGAGCCGGGCACGCCUGCACGGCGCGCAGAGUGUGCACAGAGAGCUGUCCCCGUAGCGCUGCCGCUCCACGCGAGCCGGGAACAAACUACUCCCCACCCUUUUUUUUUUUUUUCCUCCUUUUUCCCUCCCCCCUUCCUCCUCCUUUCUUCUUUCUUUUUAAGGGAGCGGAGAAAAGUCAAGCUUCAUCUUAAUGUUGCUGCGGGAGUCUCAGUAAAUGUCCAUCUGUCUGAUGCCGAUGAUGCAAAGGACAUUUUUUAAAAGGAGCCUUUUAACUCCGUAGACACGUAGGCACCCAUUCACGGGCAGGCACACGCACACACACGCGAGGAGGAGGAGGAAGAAGAAGAAGCAACAACUUUCUGAUCGCUGCUUUUAAAAGGGAGAAGCCCUUCCCUGGCUGGGACUUGCCUUCUGCCUCCCAAACCAGCUGCUAAAAGUAUGUUUCUGAGGCGGACUGUACUUCAGGGAACUUCUAUUUUCUGCUCGGCAGCUGUAGAGGAGCAGCAGCGAAGUUUGGAGUAACACCAAGUGAUGCGGGAAAAACACCCCGAGAGCAGAACACCCUCCUGCAGACACAACCCCUGCUGCUGCACACAGGUUGAUCAUGGUUGCCGCGACCCGCUGCCUCCUGGCGCUGCUGCUCUGCCAGGUGCUGCUGGGCGGCGCGGCCGGCCUCAUGCCGGAGGUGGGCCGGCGGCGCUUCAGCGAGCCGGGCCGCGCCGCCUCGGCGGCGCAGCGCCCCGAGGACCUCCUCAGCGAGUUCGAGCUGCGCCUGCUCCACAUGUUCGGGCUCAAGCGGCGGCCCAGCCCCGGCAAGGACGUCGUCAUCCCCCCCUACAUGCUGGACCUCUACCGCCUGCACGCGGGCCAGCGCCUGGGGCAGCCGCCCGCCCUCGGCUACCCGCUCGAGAGGGCCGCCAGCCGCGCCAACACCGUCCGCAGCUUCCACCACGAAGAAGUUUUGGAAGAACUGCCAGAAACAAGUGGGAAAACAGCACGGCGUUUCUUCUUUAAUUUAACUUCCAUCCCUAAUGAGGAAUCUAUCACCUCAGCUGAACUCCAGAUUUUUCGGAAGCAGGUGCACGGAGCCUCUGAGAACAACAGCAGCUACCAUCACCGUAUUAAUAUUUAUGAAAUUAUAAAGCCAGCCACAGCCACCUCUAAGGACCCUGUCACAAGACUUUUGGACACCAGAUAAGCAUCUCUCUAAACACAAAUGUGAUCAGCAUCUCUUCUUGUCCUUUUGAGACUCAGUAACAGCUUUGUCAAGUGGCUUGAUAAUUUUUGCGCAAAAUUCAGUUGGACUUCUGUGGUCAGCAACAUGUAAAAAUGACGUGGAAAGAUCUUCAGUUGAGGUAAGCUCUCCUGAGAGCAUUGGCCAUUUUCACCAAGCAGGGUCUGCUCUGCUUUGCUAACGUGGGCUCAUCAUAAUCAGGUACUGAGACCUUUCCUGCUCAUAUGUUGGCUGGGCUCAUGAGUCCACAGAAUAUCACCUGCUUUUUCCCACUACUAGACAGUCAGUAGCUUUUCAUUUGUGCAAUCAGUACUCAUGAAGCUUGGAGAGGAACACUGUUUACUAUACUCUCAGCUCUGAAGAAAGGGCUCAUCUGGACUGCAUUUACAUUAGACCUACUUUGCUAUACUACUAGAAGAGAAUAAUUAUUGAACUAUUUUAUUGUACAGCUAUUCCUAAAUUGUUGAUUUUGGGUUUUUUUUUUAUUGAUUUCAGGAGGCAGCUAAUUGCCAUAUGGCAGCUUGAUGUUAAUGUUUUACGAAGAUCAGGAAACAAAAGUUUAUGAAAAGCUUUUGUAUAGUAACUGCAGAGUUUCAAGAACUGUUUUAUACUUCCUGACAGUGCAGGUCUGGCUUAAUGGUUUGUUUUUAUUGCUUAAGAGUGUAAACCUUUCUUUAGCCGAUGUGUGGAAAUUAUAUCCUCAUCCCGCAUUACGCAUUUCUCAUUGCUCAUUACUCAUUCCCUGCUUGCAUUUCUGCCAUCUGUAAUCAGAGCUUUACUGUUUCAACUGCAUGCAAAAUGCUCCUGUCCUUUGCACAGUAAGAUACUUUUCCUUAGCACUCACCCACCCCCUUCCAAAAAAAAAAAAAAAGGGGGGGGGGAGGGGGGGAGGAAGAAGGAAAAAAAAGAGAAAAGGAAAAGCCUACUCUGUCUAUAUUGUUUUUCUCUGUUUUGGGUGGAGUCUGUCUUAGAUUCUGGUUGCUAGAUGGUUUCUGUAGUAACAAGCAGAGAAAAAUUCAAGACUGAAAAGGCACUUUUAAAGGUGCCAUAUCUUGCCUGGAGUAUUAUUUAUCUAAUUAUGGAUAGGGAAUGUUUCUCUUCUCUUUCAUAUUAAGGCUACCUUCUCCCUUUUGGUAGGGCGGACUGCUGCUAUGAGACCUUGAUUUGUUGUGUUCUUACAAUAUGAGGACAUGAGAACCACGAAUCUUGUUCCCAGUUGACUUAAGCUGCUCAAAAUAAUGAUGAAAAGCCAAAGGCAUUAAAAUGUAUUUUUAAAGACGUAAUAAAUGGUUGUUACAGGCACAAACCACUUUGUUUGUUUUUUAGUUACAUAGGAAAGAAAAAAGAAGCUAGAUUCAGAAGGAUAUUUGGAGUUUACAUAUUACUGCUCUAAGGGAAGUGUGGGAUGAAAGUGGCAGUCUUUUAUUGUUUAAACCACUGUAUAAAAGAAAAUAUCCCAGCUCCUUCAGAACAUAUUUUUACCCUGCUGUACUCCACAUCUUUUGUUUAUUUCUCCCAAGAGAUUUUGCAGGUGUAUUAGGAAGUAACAGUUUUUAUGUAUCUACACGACUGACUUGCUUUGAACCUGUCUUGGGCACAAAAAAGAUGAAAAAAUUAUUGAAGGUUGGUUCUUUCUUGUCUUUCCAGUACUAAUCCUUCAUUACCUGUACCCCUGACAGCUGUGUUUGCAGCAAGCAGUAAUGGUUUCCUAAAGCGGAGUUUCUUCUCUCUUUGGAAUCUAGUCACCUGGCGGUGCCCUCUGGGAUCUAGCAACCUUCAGUCCGCAAGCUCUGUGCAAUGGUCACUUAGAAAAGCAGGUACACCUGUUUUGUCCCAGUUCUGUGUUCUUUAUGGAGGCAGAUUUGUCCCUGCCUUCAAUAAGCAUCUUAGCUUGGUAAGGGUCCGAAGGUCUGGACCUACCACGUGCAGCAAGAGGUGCCUCCAGCACCAGGGACUGUGUUUGUUACUUGCCAGAAGUCUGAGGGCCAAAGCUGAUUUGCAUCUAUAUUUGCAUAGUGCUGCGAAGGCACUCGGCUGUAAUACCUGCCCAGGCUUGUAUUGCCCUCGAUAGACGAGCAGAGGCUGAGAGCUGUCCGACUUCGCCAGAUGUAUGAAACUUGCAGUAGGUCAGCUGGGUUCUCAGCCUGUAAGGCAAGAGAGCGAUUCGAUGUUUUUUUGCUCUUCAGAGUUCGUUCUUGUAGGGACUUCUGCAAAAUAUGCCUGGCUGUCAGUAUGAAAACUAGACCUGAGCCUUGGGGUUAGAUCUGCAGUUGGGUACAUUGGCCUAACCCCAGGAAAGAAGCAGAUCUGUGGCUUUUCAGUUUGAAAAGAAGCAGGGAUUUUUAUGGGAAAAAGUUUGAGGUGAGAGAAGUGGAGGAGGAGGACAAUGCAGGCUUUUGAAGUUGAAAGUGUUAAACCUGUCUAAAGUGACUUCGGGUAGAGAGAUCAGAGCAGUGAAUUGAUAACAUUCUGAAAGUUCAGGUUCCCACAACAGCUGGACUGUGGCAGAUUUACAGUUUAACGAGGCCGAUAAUCCCAUUAGAGAUUAAAUUAAGAAGGUCUUUCUGGGAGAUCACCAAGAAAACUAUGAAUAUUGUACUGUAGCUUGGAUCGUAAUGCCAAGGCAGCGGAGAGCUGACAUGUGCGUCUUGAACUGCACGAUACUGUUUCAUUCAAUGUAUCUUGUUGAAACAAGGCAUUCAACCCCAGCAGUGUUUCAUGACAAACAGAGGCAAAUGUAUUGUUAGUAGUAGUAUUGUUACUAUCAUCAUCAUCAUCAUCAUCGUGGAAACAACGUGCAGAUUAAAAGAUGGAAAUAUCAACCAGAUCUGCAAAUCAGCAUAGCUCUAUUGACUUCAUUCACAGAUAAUCUGGUCCUUUUUAUUAAAGCAAAUCCUCAGGAGGCAAGAGCACAUAUAAAAUAUAAUGUAUUUAAGGUAAUUAUUGACAUAACUCCAGUAGCUUGGAACUUGCACAGAAAACAUUUUUUAUGGCAUCCUGCACACCCUAGUGAUGGGAAAGUGCUGUAUGGAAUAAUGACUCUGAAACCACAGACUUCAAAAGUAUAGAAUGUCUGCGGCAUGAUGGAAAUAGCUGUUUCCACAUCAAUAAUAUACACACAGGCAUAUUGAAGCUUAAUUGCAAGGCCAAUGGUGAUGGGAGGGGGAAGGGGGAGGGGAUAUCUGAUGACGGCUGCACCAAACAUGCAGGCUGAGCAGAAUGCCUCUGCUUUACAGCCAGAAACAAUGAUUCAUUUCAUUAUAAUCUUGACUUUUGCAUUUUUCUCAUGACUUAUUGAUAACUUUGUAUGGGAUUGCAUAGACCAAAGGAGUUAUUGACUUCGUAGGAAUUAGGAAGUGAGACAGGGCAUAUAUUAUUUCUUACAAACAUUGGAGACUCUGACAACUGUUUUAAUUAUUCUAUUUAAGGACAAUUCUGACACAUUUUUUCUUUUCAUUUGCAUGAAAAGAUACUGUACUUGAAAACAGGCUCUCACUUUAAGAGCCUCGCUUUUUUUGUCUGUUUUCAUGAAAAAUCCUAAUCCUGUAGUUGACAUCAUGGUAUUGACAUGAAGACGGUUUUGAUGUCACAAACUGUUGCUAUUGGACCUGGUCCUAAUGCAUAUGGAGGCCCUUUUUCCAGUCCUGGCAGUAUAAAGGGGCCUUAUAUGAAUAAGAAGCGGGCACAAUAGCUUUAAGUCAAAAAUGAGAGGUUGUAUUCUGCAAAAUAUUACUUGCAUUAUUGAUACUGUCUUAUUGCUUAAAACAUAGAUUACUGGCAUUGUAGGUAUGUUGUCGUUUUUUGGUACUGCUUUCGAUGUACAGACUAUUGGCAAUUUGCAGGAUUAUCUGAAAGCUUCCACUGCUGGACUCUUGUGAGUACACAAUGGAAGGUGACAUUCUUGAAAAGAGAAUUUCAUCACACUCUCUGGGGAAGAGUCUCAAAGUGUAACCUUGAGACUCAAAAAUCAGAAGAAAAUAAAAUCAAAAUUCUCCUUUUUUUUAAACCACUGGUAUUUCUAAAGUCCAUCAACAUGUUUGAUUACUUAGGAUUAGCAAUAACUCCUGUUCUAGGUACUGUUAUUACUGAAUGGAGGAUCAAAGACUGAUUGUUUUUUUUCUUUUUUUUAUAGUUACUUGUGAACUACUUUUUGACACAUUGGGCAAAGAAUUUUUCCAGGUUUGCAGAUGAAAAGAUUUUCAUCUUUGAAAACAUAACCCAAAUGUACCCUAGAGGGCAGAGUCAUUUAGAGAGAGAUCCCACACACCUGCUAAGUUACUGAUUCAUGCCCACUGCAGAGUUACGUGGUUAGAAGGACCAAGGCCUGGGAAACUAGAGUUGGGAGAGUGGGUGGAGCCUUCUGGUUUUCAUCAGUAGUCGGGGUUAAGAAAACGGUCUAUGACUCUUGUGUGCAUUUUUUUUUUUUUUUUACUUAAAAAUCGGUAGUCUGUGAACAACUCCCUACAACCCAGCAGCCCAUUCUGCUGUUAGCUAGCUAAUGCUGUUCCUGCCUGCUGGAGAAUUUUGGUCCUUUUGUGAGGUUUAGAUAUAAUUUUCAAACAGAAACAGUCUAACUGAUGUUUUAUAUCAAAGAAAAUAAACCAGGCGCUGCCCUUUCCAAGAGCCAUCUCCUCUUGAGACCUGAGCCAUGUGGUGGAUUACUGCCAGCUUUUCCAUCCAGCUGGUGGGGAAAGUUUGUUGUCAGGCCCUUCUCUUUGAGCCCAGUUGUCUGGGAAGGAUCUGGGAGGUCUUUCCAGCUCCUCUUGUGUGUGAGUACUUCCUUCAGGGUUUCAGACUCCAGUCCUCUCUUCCUUUCCUCAUUCAUCUGAGGAAAAAAGGGUCAGAUACUGGGACACUUUGAAGAGUGCGCCUUUGCCAAGCUUUGGGUUUUUUUCCCUUCCUGGAACUCUCGUUAUAUGAUCUUGCUUUUCUGAGCCAAUUGUUAGCCGAAGGCCAAAUCCUUAACCUUGGGCUAGAUAACAAAAGCACAACUGAGGUGAUCUUGACUCCUGUAAAAGGGCUGUCUACACUUUGAUGCACUCAGAAUGAGACAUAUAGUUCAUUUUUGUUCCAAAGGUUGUUCUUAGUAUGGGAAAUUAGCAACCUCCAUGAUAAAGAGUCAGCAUGGUGUGUGUGUGUGUGUCCGUCCGUUCAUCCUUUAUGUUGAUAUUGUCUUGCAUUGCACAUACCACAUCCUGGUGGAUGUUGGUGUGUCUGGGGAGAACUCAAGAUUGAAUCCUAUCUGGGAAGCUCUACUUCGUGCAAUGCCAUCAGUUAAUACUAAGGCCUAAAGACUUUGUGCCACUAAGAGGCACUGGCAUUUGGAAAACUUAGUUUUCUGACUGGCAGCUCUCUAAAUGAGAGGAAUGUGUAGUCAGAGUGUUUGCUCAAGAGAAAUGAAGCUGAGACCAGGUUUAUCAAAGGAUAUCAAAACCAACUUAUUAAGUACAGUCCCAUUGUGUGCAAAGACCCUAGAGACAUGAGAAAGGUGAAUGCAGUGCUAACGUCAUGCACAGUGCUAUGUGCAGAAGCUUUUUGGCCUACACAGUGCGGAAGCCUCUUUGACAGAUCCUUUCUGAGCUUUUUUCUUUGGGAAAGGACUCUUCCAGCAUACGCUUUGUUGCUGAAGUCUCUGUGCUGCCCUGAAUAACAUUGAAGGUUUAUUUUGUGAUGUAGCCUAGCAAGUCUGAUGGCAAGAAAUGCAGCAUCAGUGGUGGCUGUAGUCUCAAGUGUCAUAGAUGUAGUAGAAUUUACAGCAAAGCUGAUAACAAGACUAGGUUUGGGGGCCCAGCCUAUGAAAAGGAAAUGUUGCUAAUUAAAUACUACAUCAGAAAAAAGGGGCACUGUAACAGCAGGCCACUAAUCUAAGGACAUGAGGGGCAGCAAACCUUACUCUGUCGUGGACUUCCAGUGUGCCCUUCAGAAAAGUCACUUUCUGUUUGUGAGUGCUAAUUCCCAGAUAGCUCUUCCCUGCCUUGUAAGUGUUUGUAAUGAUAUGUACCUUAAAGAAUUUGGAGAUACCCAAACACGCUGCUGUUUAUGCUGUAGGGUAGAGAUAGAUAGCUAUAUUAUAUAGCAUAAUAACAGGUUUCAUCCGCUGGUAACCAGUUUGCAUGAGGACCAGGUCUGGCCAGUAUUAAAUUGGAAAGCAAAGAUGGCUUUGUGAUUAAGGUGCUGGAGUGGGACGCUAGAAAUCUGGGUUCAAGUUGUGGGUCAGCCAUAAACUCCCCGUGUGACCUUGAGCAAUAUAAUUAUUCUGGGACUUCAAAGGUAUCUAAACAAUUUGGACACCCAUUUUCCAGUCAUUUUAAUUAACUGAGAUGCUUUGAAAUGUUCAGCUUUAAUCUCUGUGCCUAGGAUUCUCAUUUGUAAAACCAGGAUACUAUUUCCUUGCACAUGAAGAGGAUGUGUGUGUUAAUGAUUGGGAAGCGUGCAGUCCUCAAGUGCAGCAGAUACUGAGCUUGCAUGGAGCUUGAUGAAAGGGGAGUGUGUUGAGUUUUGCAGGCUUGGGAUGCAAAUACAUAGGGUAUUGGGUAUAGGACAAACUCAGUUUCUUUCAAUGAGAUUUGUUUAUAUAUGAGCAUAAACCAGGGGAUGAAUAGUUACCAUGAUAUAUUACCAUGAUAUUGGGCUCAUGGGAAGAUAAAUACCACUGCAAAUAAACUACAACCAAAAUAUUUAUGGGGGGGAACAGCUCAUUUAUUCUGUAUUUCAUUUAGCUGCAUAAUAACAUCCUGCCAUUUCUUUAGUGUCCAUUCUUUAAUAGUGAAUAUUAAACUUUUACAAGAUAAAUGGCUAGUUAUUAACAUUUCCAUUUCUGUAGCUUUAUUCCAUAACAAGCCAUACACCCCCUUUAACAUCACCUACAGUUAUAUCCCUUUGUCCAAAAUUAUGUGAUUGUGUAAUGAAAAGUCUAUGAUGUACACAGGCAGAGUGAAGGGUUAAAAGAGCCAAGGGCAUCUUUAAUUCCUUUGUUUUCUGACUUUUGUGGGUUUAGCACACAAUCUUAACAUUCCAUUAAUAAGUGGUUGUAUUUUUUUUUCUUUUUCACUUAAGAGAUUAAAGGUUCCUUCAGAAUUUA
Dromaius novaehollandiae (emu) is the source of this 8451-nucleotide messenger RNA. RefSeq names its product bone morphogenetic protein 2 (gene BMP2). The transcript is spliced from 4 exons. Gene Ontology annotation, cellular component: extracellular region. The coding region runs from base 741 to 1334 and encodes 197 amino acids. Gene Ontology annotation, molecular function: growth factor activity; cytokine activity. The record is from RefSeq and is a predicted model, not a curated record. NCBI's taxonomy places the organism in Eukaryota, Metazoa, Chordata, Aves, Casuariiformes, Dromaiidae. Gene Ontology annotation, biological process: BMP signaling pathway.